AUGCAUGCACACGCGAACGCGAACGCGAACGCAGAGGUGCAACAGGAGAUCGAACGCAUCUUCGACUUGGCCCGAACGCAGCAACUGGUGGUGCUCGACUGUGACACGAUCAACCAUCCGAGCCAGCUCUCGAAGACCUCGCUGGCACCGAUCACGAUCUACUUGAAGAUCAGUUCGCCGAAGGUGUUGCAGCGGCUGAUCAAGACGCGCGGCAAAUCGCAAUCACGCAACAUGAACGUUCAGAUGGUCGCUGCCGAGAAACUGCUUCAGUGCAGCAAUGCAUGUCACGACAUGAUAAUGUUUUGCUUUUUUAGAUGA
Messenger RNA from Protopolystoma xenopodis, 318 nucleotides. The record is from the annotation of a GenBank genome assembly. Lineage: Eukaryota; Metazoa; Platyhelminthes; Monogenea; Polystomatidea; Polystomatidae.